GGUGAGAACAGGAUGAAGAAGAAUGCUUAUGAGGAUCAAGCUACUGAAAAGGGCAGUGGAAUGGUAUUUCUCCAGAGGGUAAUUUCAGUUUUUAGAAGAUAUCAGCAUUCCUCAAAGGUAAAAGAAGAAAGAGUGCACUCAAGUAGUAGAAUGGCAGCUCCACAAAGCAAAACAGAUGUUUCUGGUUUCAACAAUGGAUUACGUGACCGCAUGCAGAAGAGAAGAGCUGCAAAUUGUGAAAGGCUCCGGACAGUAUGGCUUGAUACAAAGUACAUGGGUACUGGAAGUCCUGCAACUCAAAGCAAUAUACUGGAUACAAACCAAAAGCUACAGGAUGAAAUUGCUACCCUAAAGAGAGACAUGGAAACAAUGAAACACGAGAAUUUAAUGCUGAAACAAGACAUGGAAAUUAUGCAAAACGAGAAUUUAAUGCUGAAACGGGACAUGGAAACAAUGCGACAUGAGAAUUUAAUGCUGAAAGAAGAUGUGGAAAGAAUGCAAUACAAGAAUUUAAUGCUGAAACAAAUCAUGGACAGACGGGAAAGGAGAGACAAAAUAGGAGUGAGUGCUAUAAUACCACAGACGGAACGUCAAAAAACUUCAUUAAAAGAAGUGAGAGAAGAGUUGUUAAGAAAUGAUGCUGGACCUUCUGCAACUCUAAGAAAGAUACUGGAUACAAACCAAAAGCUAAACAGUGAAAAUUCUACUCUACAGCGAGACAUUGGCACAUUUCAAAAUGAGCUUUUCAUACUAAAAGAAGAUAUUAACAGACGGUUAAGGAAAAUGAAUGCUACAAUAAAAUGCAUGGAACAUCAACCAACGUCAGUAAGAGAAGUGACAGAAGAGUUGCCAACAAAUGAUUCUGGUUGUUGUGAAAAGACCAGAAACAUAUUCCAAGAAAUCCAAGAGCAAGAGGAUGAAAUUGCUACCGUAAAGCAAGUACUGGAUGUAGUAAAACAUCAUUAUAAAAUGAGGAUGCAAAUGCUGACAAAAAAGGACAGAUACAUAAUGUAAAGUAUUCCAGAUUUCACAGAAUUCAUUCAUAACCUAAUGCUGAGCCUCAUCCCAAGCAAGACACAGUAUUCAGUGAUCGAACAGAGGCCUGGGAGUUGUACUCAAAAAGCUCCAGUUUUGGGCCCCGAUACGAUGUGUAAAGUAUACUCUGCAUUUCAUUUAAAAUAAAGUCAAUACAUUUUUAAUUGCUUCUUCAA
This is a messenger RNA of Erinaceus europaeus (western European hedgehog), 1211 nucleotides long. RefSeq names its product ankyrin repeat domain-containing protein 26-like. Bases 13 to 1014 code for a protein of 333 amino acids. Lineage: Eukaryota; Metazoa; Chordata; Mammalia; Eulipotyphla; Erinaceidae. The record is from RefSeq and is a predicted model, not a curated record. The transcript has 7 exons.